Messenger RNA from Penicillium verhagenii, 2436 nucleotides. It is a transcript of the gene spb1, whose product is annotated as rRNA methyltransferase spb1. The transcript is spliced from 4 exons. NCBI's taxonomy places the organism in Eukaryota, Fungi, Ascomycota, Eurotiomycetes, Eurotiales, Aspergillaceae. Gene Ontology annotation, molecular function: rRNA (guanine) methyltransferase activity; rRNA (uridine-2'-O-ribose)-methyltransferase activity. Gene Ontology annotation, biological process: maturation of LSU-rRNA from tricistronic rRNA transcript (SSU-rRNA, 5.8S rRNA, LSU-rRNA); maturation of 5.8S rRNA from tricistronic rRNA transcript (SSU-rRNA, 5.8S rRNA, LSU-rRNA); rRNA methylation. The record is from RefSeq and is a predicted model, not a curated record. Gene Ontology annotation, cellular component: preribosome, large subunit precursor; nucleus; nucleolus. The coding region runs from base 1 to 2436 and encodes 811 amino acids.
AUGGCUAUCCAGAAAAAGCACGGAAAAGGUCGUUUGGAUAAAUGGUACCGCCUGGCGAAGGAGAAGGGCUACAGAUCUCGAGCUGCGUUCAAACUGGUACAACUGAACAAGAAGUAUGGAUUUUUGGAGAAAAGUAAGGUCUUGAUCGAUCUUUGCGCUGCGCCUGGUGGUUGGUGUCAAGUUGCCGCAGAAUGCAUGCCCGCUCAGAGUCUUAUCGUCGGUGUCGAUCUCGCCCCUAUCAAGUCGAUUCCUCGAGUCAUCAGUUUCCAGAGCGAUAUCACCACCGAUAAAUGUCGUGCUACAAUUCGAUCCCAUCUCAAAACUUGGAAAGCAGACACCGUUCUUCACGACGGUGCGCCCAAUGUCGGAACAGCUUGGGUACAGGAUGCUUUCUCCCAGGCCGAGCUGGUGCUGGAGUCAUUGAAACUGGCUACAGACUUUUUGAUCGAAGGCGGAACCUUUGUCACCAAGGUUUUCCGAUCCAAGGAUUACAACCCUCUUCUGUGGGUGUUCAAGCAGCUGUUCACAUCUGUCGAAGCAACCAAGCCCCCGUCAUCUCGUAAUGUCUCCGCCGAAAUUUUCGUUGUCUGCCGCGGAUUCAAGGCCCCCAAGCGCAUCGAUCCCAAAUUCCUCGACCCUAGACAUGUCUUCGCAGAACUUUCCGACCCCACCCCGAACAACGAGGCCAAGGUUUUCAACCCCGAAAAGAAGAAGCGCAGACGUGAAGGUUAUGAAGAGGGCGACUACACCCAGUUUAAGGAGAUCCCAGUGACCGACUUUAUCAACACUAUGGAUCCUAUCGCCAUUCUAGGUUCCUACAACAAACUCAGCUUUGACGAGCCAGAGGGUGGAGAUGUUGCCAUGACCACUGUAAACAGACUGGAGGAGACUACAGAAGAGAUCAGAAAAUGCUGUGCGGAUUUGAAGGUUCUCGGAAAGAAGGAAUUCCGUAACCUGCUCAAGUGGCGCUUGAAGCUUCGCGAAAAGUUUGGAUUGGUCGUCAAGAAAAGUUCGCAAGGAGUGGAUGGUGAGGCAGAAGAGGUCGCAGAGGUCGCCCCCAUGGACGAAGAACUGGCUAUCCAGGAAGAGUUGCAACGCAUGCGAACUAAGGAGUCUACGCGUGACAAGAAAGAGAGGCGCAAGGAGAAUGAAAAGAAGCGGAAGGAGAUUGUCCGCCUUCAGAUGCACAUGACCACUCCCAUGGAGAUUGGUAUGGAACAACAUUCACUUGGAGGUGCAGCUCCAGACUCCACAUUUACUCUUCGGCGUGUGGACAAGGCCGGUGCCAGAGAUGCCGUUGUUAACUCCCGUGAUAUCCCCGUUGAAAGUGAGAGUGAAGAUGAGUCUUCGGAAGAUGAAGAAAGUGACGAUGACGGUGAUAUCCUUGAAAGAGACCUCGACUCGAUGUACGACCAAUACCAAGAGCGCUUGGAAGAUAAGGAUUCGAAACUGCGCGCCAAGAAGGCACGUAAGGCUUACGAAACCAACGAAUGGGACGGAUUCUCCGAGGACAACAAAAGCGAUGCCUCCGAUAACGAACAAGAGGAAGAGGAAGAUGAAGAUGAAGAUGAAUCCUACGAUGCUGUUCCCAAGGACGCAGCCGCUCAGGCGACUCAUAUCUCAAAUAAUGCCGCUCUCUUCUUCGACCAGGAUAUUUUCCAGGGUCUAGAAGAAGAUGAGGAGGAGGAGGAGGAAGAAGACGAGGAGGAUGAAGACCAAGAUAUGGAGGAUGAUGAAGAAAGCGAUACCGAAGAAGAGAUCCCUGCGCCCAAGAAAAAGAGCAAGAAAGAACCCAAGAAGAAGCAAACUUCAGAGUGGGUUGACUCAGACGAUGAGCCUUACCAGUUUGACGAACCUCGGAAAGCCAACGGCCAGCUGGACAUUGAUAUUAUUACUGCUGAGGCCAUGGCUUUGGCUCACCAGAUGGCCACCGGUGAGAGAAAGUCCACUGAUAUUGCUGACGAUGGUUUCAACCGUCUUUCAUUCCGUGAUGUGGACGGUCUCCCUGAAUGGUUCCUUGACGAUGAGGGCAAGCACAGCAAGACCCAACGACCGAUCACCAAGGCUGCUGCGGCUGCUAUCAAGGAGAAGUUGCGUGCUAUCAACGCCCGUCCCAUCAAGAAGGUGAUGGAAGCCAAGGGUCGCAAGAAGUUCAAGGCUGCUCAGAAACUCGAGAAGCUGCGCAAGAAGUCCGCUCUUCUGGCCGAUGACGAGGCUCUUAGUGAGCGCGACAAGGCGCAGUCGAUUUCCAAGCUGAUGAGCAAGGCCGGCAAGAAGAAGCCCAAGCAGCAGGUCAAGUUGGUUGUGGCUCGGGGUAACAACCGUGGUAUUUCUGGUCGUCCCAAGGGUGUCAAGGGCAAGUACAAGAUUGUGGAUGCCCGUAUGAAGAAGGAUAUUCGGGCGGAAAAGCGACUGGCGAAGAAGAAGAAGGCGUAA